GCUGUCACAGGAGCUGAGCUCUGCACUGCGGCUGCCGGGAAGCGAGCGGGACGCCGGGGCUGUAGCGGAGGGUGCGCACGGGUGGAGGCGCGCAUCCCGCAUGGAGGCGCCGAGGAGCGCGCCGCGGGAGCGGGAUCGGGAGCGCUCUCGGACCACCUCAGGAAGUGACCAAGUUCACUCCUGGAUACUUGUUACAAGCCAAGUCCUUAGUGCUGCCUGGAGAAUAGCAAGGGCCUCUGUGAUGCCGGCGCUCUCUCUUCUGUCAGCCACCCUCAGCUACUUCAGAAGCCUGUAUUUAUACUUAGGGCAUCAGCUGAAAUGGUGGAUCGGCUAUCUACAGAGAAAGUUCAAAAGAAACCUCAGCGUGGAGGCAGAAGUAGAUUUACUCAGUUAUUGUGCAAGAGAGUGGAAGGGAGAAGCCCCGCGUGCCAGACUGAUGCGGAAGGCCUAUGAGGAACUGUUCUGGAGGCACCAUGUUAAAUGUGUUCGAGCAGUCAAGAGAGAUAACUACGAUGCUCUCAGAUCUGUGUUGUUCCAGAUCUUCAGUCAAGGCCUCUCCUUCCCAUCAUGGAUGAAGGAAAAAGACAUCGUUAAGCUGCCUGAAAAACUACUCUUUUCUCAAGGCUGUAACUGGAUCCAGCAGUACAGUUUCGGGCCUGAGAAGUACACAGGUUCCAAUGUGUUUGGAAAGUUACGGAAAUGUGUGGAGUUACUGAAACUGCAGUGGACUGAGUUUAGUGGGAUGAGAGAUCACCACAAGAGAGGGAGCAUGUGUAACAGCCUCUUCUCCGACGCCAUCCUGGAGUGUAAACUGUAUGAAGCUUUGAAGUUCCUCAUGCUCUACCAGGUCACAGAAGCGUAUGAGCAAAUGAAGACCAACAAGGUUAUCCCCAGCCUUUUCAGACUCCUGUUUUCCCGGGAGUCAUCGCCGGAUCCUUUGAGCUUCAUGAUGAAUCACCUGAAUUCCAUAGGCGACACGUGUGGUUUGGAUCAGAUUGACAUGUUUAUACUCGGGUAUUCUCUUCAAGUAAAGAUAAAAGUGUUCCGACUGUUCAAGUUCAACUCCAGAGACUUUGCAGUCUGCUACCCCGAGGAACCUCUCAGGGAGUGGCCAGAGAUCUCCCUGCUGACUGAGAAUGGCCACCAGUACCACAUUCCUGUCUUUUAAGUCCGCUGUGGACUGGACAUCAGUUCUUCUCAGAGACAGUGGGCACACGUGCAGAAAAUCACUUCUAAAAGACCCACAGUGGUGCUUCAGCCAAGGAGGGCUUCGAGACGGGUGGAGAGAGACGGGUGGUUUGCCUUCUGUUUCAGUGAGGUUCUCCAACGCAGCACACCUCUGUGCACCGACUUUGCCAUUGAGGGAUCCUCUGGGUUGGGUCUUUAAGACGAAGGGAAACUUAGUAUGGACAAAAAAUUGGAAGGGACACAACCUGAGCAGUGGGGAUUGUUUUAUCUCGGAUCUUCAUGUUCUUCAGUAAGAAUCUCUCUGUGGAUUUGGAACAAUCAUAAAUAAACAGGGCCAAGUUUUACAAGCAUUACCCUCCUGGGAGGGUCUUUGUUGUUUACUAAUUAUCCAGAACAGCCUGAUUAAUGUUAAAAUACUGUGUGUGUUUAUGUACAUAUCUGUUUAUAUAGACACACAAAUAUAUGUAUUCAUAUGUGUGCAUACACUGCAAACAGCCUCUGGUUUGUAAUAUUGUACAGUUUCUUUAUAUCGCUA
Molecule: messenger RNA, 1723 nt
Organism: Mus caroli (Ryukyu mouse)
Lineage: Eukaryota; Metazoa; Chordata; Mammalia; Rodentia; Muridae
Gene: Otulinl
Product: OTU deubiquitinase with linear linkage specificity like
Source: RefSeq, a predicted model, not a curated record